Messenger RNA from Zingiber officinale, 1032 nucleotides. RefSeq names its product acidic endochitinase-like. Gene Ontology annotation, cellular component: extracellular region. Gene Ontology annotation, biological process: carbohydrate metabolic process. The transcript has 2 exons. Lineage: Eukaryota; Viridiplantae; Streptophyta; Magnoliopsida; Zingiberales; Zingiberaceae. The record is from RefSeq and is a predicted model, not a curated record. Gene Ontology annotation, molecular function: chitinase activity. The coding region runs from base 1 to 885 and encodes 294 amino acids.
AUGGCAGCGCACCUCUUAUUCCUCUGCUUCUUCCUCUUCCUCGCCUCCCUCUCGGGGUCGCACGCCGGCAGCAUCGCCGUCUACUGGGGCCAGAAUGGCAACGAGGGCACCCUCGCCGCCGCCUGCGCCUCCGGCAACUACCGCUUCGUCAACCUCGCGUUCCUCUCCUCCUUCGGCAACGGGCAGACGCCCGUCCUCAACCUCGCCGGCCACUGCGACCCCGCUUCCGACGGCUGCACCGGCCUCAGCGCCGACGUCCGAAAGUGCCAGCGCCUCGGGAUCAAGGUGCUCCUCUCCAUCGGCGGCGGCGCUGGGAGCUACGGCCUCUCCUCCGCCGACGACGCCAGGGAAGUCGCCGCCUACAUCUGGGAUAACUUCCUGGGCGGCUCCUCCUCCUCCCGGCCGCUCGGAGACGCGGCACUGGACGGCGUCGACUUCGACAUCGAGGGCGGCGGCAGCCAGUACUGGGGUCUUCUCGCCAAAUAUCUCAAGAACUAUAGCAAGCAGGGGAAGCGAGUCUACCUGAGCGCCGCCCCUCAGUGUCCCUUCCCCGACUCCUGGCUCGGCGGCGCCCUCAAAACCGGCCUCUUCGACUAUGUGUGGGUUCAAUUCUACAAUAAUCCACCUUGCCAAUACAGCCCCGGCGAUUCCAGCAACCUCGCCGGCGCAUGGAAGCAGUGGGUGUCGAUCCCAGCGACCAAGGUUUUCCUGGGCCUCCCGGCCGCCCCUGAGGCCGCCGGAAGUGGCUUCAUUCCGGCCGGCGAUCUGACUUCGCAGGUGUUGCCGGAGAUCAAGGGCUCCAAGAAGUACGGAGGAAUUAUGUUGUGGUCCAAGUACUACGACGAUCUCACUGGCUACAGUUCAUCGGUUAAGAGCCACGUGUAGUUUCAGAUGCGUGGGGCCUUCUCUCUUGUUUGUGUGUAUUAAAUGAGGAAUGCUGUGAGAGGGUAUGUUAUAUGUUGAUUAUAUAUAUGCUGUGAGGGUAUGCUAUAUGUUGAUUAUAUAUACUUAAUAUACUAGUUUAAUAAUUUA